CGCCCCCCACCCCCCACCCCCUCCCCCCCUCGCUUCAUCUUCCCUUCUCCGCCUCCUCGCUCGUCGAUCGCACCGUCCAUCGCUGCUUUCUCUCCCUUCGAUCCCCUCCUUCCUUCCUUCCUUUGAACCCAGGCGAAUCUGUGUCUCUGACUUUUAGUAUUAGUAUUAGGUAGGUGCGUUGUGUAGAUUGAUAGAUCACUUGUGGCUGGGAUCGCCGCCGGCGGAUUCAUGAGGAUGAGGGGCGGCGGCGGAGGUGAGUUGGAGUCCGGUUAGGUGGUCAGCCCUUUUGUAGCAGAGAUAGUAUAAUCUAUUCUCUCUUCUUCAUCCCCCUUCUUGGGUUUGUUGUCUUAUGGGGCAUAAGAAGCGAAACCCUACCCAGCGCCCCGCCCGCCAUCCCCCCGACGCCACCGCCACCGCCACCGCCGCCGCUGUCGAUGCGUUAUCGUCUCCACCCUCCCUGGCCUCCGAUGAUGGGCGCCGCCGCCCCGAUGGCCCUGAUUCCGCCGAGGCGGCCUCUGUGAAGGUGGAAUGUGAGCGGGCGCUCACGGCCCUUCGCCGCGGGAACCACACCAAGGCCCUCCGCCUGAUGAAGGAGGCGGCCGCGCGGCAUGAGUCUUCUGCUCUUCUUCACCGCGUCCACGGCACCGUCGCUGUCAAGGUCGCCGCCCUCCUCGAUGAUCCCGGCGCGAAGCUCCGGCACCUCCGCGCUGCCAUCGACUCCGCCCGUCGCGCCGUCACGCUCUCCCCGUCGUCGAUCGAGUUCGCACACUUCUACGCUAGCCUCCUGUACGACGCCGCCACAGACGGGCGUGGCUACGAGGAGGUGGUCCAGGAGUGCGAGCGCGCGCUUGCCAUCCCUGAUCCGGUCGACCCCGCCAAGGAGAGCCUCCACGAGGAGAGCCAGCAGAAGCUGUCGACGUCCGAUGCCCGGAUCACCCACGUUCAGCAGGAGCUCCGGGCUCUCAUCCAGAAGUCCAACAUAGCCUCCAUCUCGUCCUGGAUGAAGAAUCUCGGCAACGGGGCCGCCGGCGAGGAGAGGUUCCGGCUGAUCCCGAUGCGCCGCAUCUCUGAGGAUCCCAUGGAAGUCCGGUUGGUGCAGGCGGCCCGCCGCCCCAAUGAGAUCAAGAAGGUCACCAAGACCCCGGAGGAGCGCCGCAAGGAGAUCGAGGUCCGGGUGGCUGCCGCUCGCAUCAUACAGCAAAAGCCUGGUAGCUCCCCACGGUCACCCCAUGAGGAUGAUGGCCGCCCAGGCUCGGAUACACCUGGGUCCUCCAGCGCUCACCGGCUAGCAGAGCGCCGGAAGCUGAGCUCCAAGAAGGUUGGUUCCUCGACCGACCGCAUGGAUCAGGUCCGUGCCUACUGGAACUCGAUGAGCAUCAAGAAGCGGCUAGGUUUCCUAAUUGUGAGCAUCCCAGAGCUCAGGACGCAUUAUGCCUCAACAGCAAAGGACAAUUUCGCGCUGGACAUCUUGGGGGAGGCACUGGCGUUCGUGGAAACCAAUGGGACAUGGAAGUUCUGGGCUUGUUGCCGGUGCGAUGAGAAGUUCACGGAAUGUGACGCCCACAUCCAGCACACUGUGAGGGAGCAUUUGAGCAGUCUUUCAACCAAGCUGCAGUCAGUAAUGCCCCAAGAAGUUGAUGGGGAAUGGAUUGAGAUGCUUCUUAAUGGGAGUUGGAAGCCCAUUGAUGCUGCUGCAGCUGCAAUGAUGCUCAAAGAGGAGCAUUCGAAGCGUCAGCCCGUCAUUAGGGACGCUGAAUCUGAUUCUGGCAGUAAGGAUAAGGACUGUUCCUCCGAGUACUGGAGCGCUAGAGAGAACUCAGAUUCUUCUUCUUCACCACAGCAUGGGGACUUAGCAGAUCGAGACAUUUCCAAUGAGUUUCCUGUGGAAGGGAACUACAGCGAGAUGUCCGACAUUGAUGAUGUCUCUCGCAGAUGGCCAUUGUCGGAUGAUGUUGAACGGAUCAAUCUUUUGGAAAGAGUUCAAGCUAUGUUUCAGACACUUGUGAAGCAUAAGAGCCUCUCAGUGAGCCAUCUGAAUAAGGUGAUACAGUAUGCCAUCGAAGAGAUCCAAGCUUUUCCCUCUGGAUCGUUACCGCUGAACCAUGCAUUGGACCAGUCACCUAUUUGUAUCUGCUUCUUGGAUGCUUCACACCUCCGGAAGGUCCUCAAGUUCUUGCAGGAGCUGUCACAGUCUUGUGGGUUAGGGAGAUAUUCCGAGAAGGAUACUGCUGCUGGUGAUGCUGAUAGUUCUGGACAGGGUAGUGAAGACUCAGAAGAUGUCUGCCUGACCUUUGAUUCUUCCAGUCUCCUCUUGCAUGGUCGUUCAUUUACACAAAAGCCUGGAUCUCAUCAUGAGAAUUCGGGAAAUGAUGAUGACAAGGAUAGUAUGCCUGAUGCAGAUGCUUUUCUGUCAUGGUUAUUUGCUGGCCCUUCGAAUGGGGACCAACUGUCAGCUUGGACCCGCAUGCGCGAAGAGAAAUCUCAUCAAGGCAUCGAAAUACUUCAGAUGCUUGAGAAGGAGUUCUAUCUCUUACAAAGUCUGUGUGAGAGGAAAUGUGAACAUCUAAGCUAUGAGGAGGCCUUGCAGUCUAUCGAGAACCUUUGCUUUGAAGAACUUAAGAAAAGGGAGCAAGCAGGGAAGUUUGCAUCUCAAAGUUAUGAGGCUACUUUAAGGAAGAGACAAGAAGAGCUUGUUGAACGGGAGAAUGAUGAGAUAUUUAAUGCCUGCAGACUUGAGUUGGAUGUAAUUUCUAACGUCCUUAAGGAGGCACAAGCUUUGAAUGUAUCACAAUUUGGUUGCGAUGAGGCUUUGUCCGGUGUUAGUUCUCGCUUGUGUGAGUUGGAUUGUGACGAGGGUGAUGAUUGGAGGGUGCAUGACUACUUGCAGCAAACAGAUACUUGCGUAGGAAUAGCAAUCCAACGACAGAAGGAGCAAUUGUCUGUCGAGCUUAACAAGAUUGAUGCAAGGAUCAUGCGAAAUAUGACUGGCAUGCAACAGUUGGAGGCUAAGCUUGGGCCUGCCUUGGCCUUUGAUUAUCGUACAGUUCUUUUGCCUCUUGUGAAGUCUUUCCUUCGGUUAUGCUUGGAAAGUUUGGUAGAUAAAGAUGCUACAGAAAAGUCUGAUGCUGCCAGAGAAGCCUUCCUAGCAGAACUUGCACUGGAUGCAAAGAAGAACAUAAAUCGAGGAAAUGAUAGUAAGCAUGCACAUGAAAAGUCAAGGGAUAAGAAAAAAAAUAGAGAUUACAGAAAAAUCAAAGAUCAGAAGGCUUUGGGCUAUAGUGAUCAAUAUUCUGAUCAUCAGGAUACUGCCGAACAAUCUGAGUUUCUUGAUGAUGGCGAUAUUUUGGAGCAUGAUUAUGUAGCAAGUGGUGAUUAUUUGAAACAACAAGAAGAGGAACUUAAACUCAGAGUGGAGCUUGAGGCCGAGGAAAGAAAACUUGAGGAGACAUUGGAGUACCAAAGGAGGAUAGAAGAUGAGGCCAAGCAGAAGCACCUUGCAGAGCAAUUAAAGAAUAGCACUGUGACUUCCCCAAACAAUAAUACAGAGGAAAGAUUUGCUGCUGAUUCAGUUUUAAAUUUGAAUUAUGACUCCAUCUUGCAUAAUUACAUUGCCCCCAAUUUUGUAGAAGGCAUAGAAUUUGGUGAUUUUCAUUUUUCUGAAGCCAAUGUGCACAAGAGUCAUCAUGACGAAAGAUUCAACCAAUCAAGAAAUAAGCCUGCUGCAGCAGACCAGCUGCUGAAUCUGGGACAGCAACAAAAUAUUGGUGACAACAGUGACAAGCUCAAUGACAUUUACAUUAGUGAGGUUCAAGAUUUUGGUCACAGCAAUGGGUUGCCAAGCAAAGGGGGCUUGCAAAUGAAUGGAAUAGAGAGACGUGUAAGCGAUACAAAAUUUUCCAAUAAUUCUAGUGUCCAAAAGGCUAAGAAGACAAGUGGCCAAUCUCAUAUGAAAUACAAGCAAGGUACAACAGGAACUAUACAUGAUGAGUUUCUGCCGUCUGAUAUGUCAAAAAGUAACCAAGUCCUAAGGCAUAGUGCCCCAAAACAGUUGCCUGAUGGGAAUGCAAGAACUUUACAUGAAGUACAGAAAGAUCAAGCUGGUGUGGCAGGAGAUAAUGAAGUGAAGACAUUGAGACAAUUGCACACUGAGGAAGAUGAUGAGCAAAGGUUCCAAGAAGAUCUCAAGAAAGCUGUGCGUGAAAGUCUUGAAUCAACAGAAGGUGAUGACUAUUGUGUUUCUGCUACUGAAAGUGGAAGCGUUUCAAGCAGAAAGGAUAUCGUUGGCACUGGCCUCAGAAAUGCUGUUGGUGAAUACAAUUGCUUUUUGAAUGUAAUAAUCCAGUCAUUGUGGCAUUUAAGACGGUUCAGAGAACAGUUCCUGAAAAUGUCGUCAGCACACGUGCAUGUUGGAAAUCCCUGUGUUGUCUGUGCACUUUAUGAUAUAUUUUUAGAUUUGAGAAAAGCAUUUGAUGAUGGACCAAAUGAUGCUGUUGCACCUACAUCUCUGAGGAUUGCUUUGAGCAACUUGUAUCCUGAUAGCAAAUUCUUUCAAGAGGCACAGAUGAAUGAUGCUUCUGAAGUUUUAGCAGUAAUCUUUGACUGCUUGCACAAGUCAUUUAAUAUUUUCUCUGGUGAUUGUGAUGUUGAAUCAUAUGAAAGUAAUUCUGUGGGAUCAUGGGAUUGUGCAAACAGUUCUUGUAUUGCACAUUCCCUGUUUGGAAUGGACAUCGAUGAACAGAUGAACUGUUACAGCUGCCAUUGUCAGACCAGACACCUGAAGUAUACUUCAUUUUUCCACAAUAUCAAUGCAAACUCUUUACGAACAGCAAAGAUUAUGUGCCCAGAAAGUUCUUUUGAUGAACUAUUGAAGACUGUUGAAAUGAAUCACCAGUUAUCUUGUGAUGUAGAGGCUGGCGGUUGUGGAAAACCAAAUUAUAUGAAUCAUAUUCUGUCUCAUCCACCACAUGUUUUCACAGCUGUUUUAGGCUGGCAAAGUACAAAUGAAAGUGCAGAUGACAUAUCUGCGACAUUGGCAGCCAUUACUACUGAUGUGGAUAUUGGCAUUCUUUACUGUGGUAUAGAUAAAGGGUGCAAGCAUUCUCUGGUUUCAGUGGUUUGUUACUAUGGGCAACAUUAUCACUGUUUUGCAUAUGAGUGCGAUCAGUGGGUCAUGUAUGAUGAUCAAACUGUCAAGGUGAUUGGUGGCUGGAAUGAUGUUCUCACCAUGUGCGAAAGGGGACACUUGCAGCCACAAGUCCUGUUUUUUGAGGCUGUGAAUUAAUUGUUCUUUAAGAAUACAACAUCAAAAUUCAUUCAUAUCAUAAAAGAAUGAUUUUCAAUGCUUUUCACGAGAGAUUAUAUGGACAAAGGGGCUAAAAAGGAUAGAUCAGGGUUCCUCUUCUUCCUACAAUCAACAGCGUUCUUAAGAUCAGUUCUACUACAAUGCUUUGACAAUGACCUGGCAGUGCUGAUUCAUCUUGGGCUCCUGCUUUGAUGAUGCCCCUAUUUGGUACCACAAGGUUGAGAAAAGCAUUUAUAAUCAUCAAGGAUCCAGGCCCAAUUUAAAAACCUUUAGCUGCAACUUUUUAUGACUUCUUUUUCGGCAGAAACAAUUGCAUUUUCCUGUUUAAAUAAGGUGGUACUGCGCAUGGGGCUAUGUGCAUCUCUCACCAUCUUUGGAGUCGUCAAAUAUGCUCACUACUUGCAGGCAAAUUUUGCAAAAUUUUGAUACAGUUUAUGAUAGGAAGAUAUUGGAUCUCUACCCGAGUUGAAGUAAGAUUGUGCAUAAUUUUUUUGCUCAACAAUUCUGGAAGUCUUUAUAGUUUGUUCAAAUUACUGUAAGAACUAUCAGAACGGUUAAUUGGUACCAGAAAAUGUAAUGAUCCAGCUUUUUCUUUCA
Musa acuminata AAA Group (dessert banana) is the source of this 5899-nucleotide messenger RNA. RefSeq lists its product as uncharacterized. The transcript has 14 exons. NCBI's taxonomy places the organism in Eukaryota, Viridiplantae, Streptophyta, Magnoliopsida, Zingiberales, Musaceae. Gene Ontology annotation, biological process: protein deubiquitination. The record is from RefSeq and is a predicted model, not a curated record. Bases 350 to 5281 code for a protein of 1643 amino acids. Gene Ontology annotation, molecular function: cysteine-type deubiquitinase activity; protein binding.